Cuscuta epithymum is the source of this 393-nucleotide messenger RNA. The record is from the annotation of a GenBank genome assembly. Lineage: Eukaryota; Viridiplantae; Streptophyta; Magnoliopsida; Solanales; Convolvulaceae.
UAUGAAUAGUCUUAAAUACCCUUUGGCAUACCCUUACGGCCUUACAUGUCGGUCUAGAUCUUCCCAGCCAUUCAAUCGCAGACAUCGAUCAUCUCCCCAAUCAAUUCAACACACUUCCUCAAAACUUCAGCUUGACUUACCGGCCAAUCUGCUCUCACAACCGCACCGCCCCUUCGACGCUGGAACGAUGACAAUGUGGAAGGGCGAGGUCAAACGAAUGUGUUUCCGUCCUAAGGCAUGGUGGUGCCGGAAAGGUAGGGGUUGGGUGUCGCAGGGGAGAGGGCUAGGCAAGGAAGGGGUUGGGUGAUGCAGGGAGGGGGACUGGGGUGUAGUGUUGGCGGUGGUUGUUGUUGGCGGUGGCCUAAGGUGGUUGUUGCAGGCGGUGGCGAGAGG